Molecule: messenger RNA, 1804 nt
Organism: Agrilus planipennis (emerald ash borer)
Lineage: Eukaryota; Metazoa; Arthropoda; Insecta; Coleoptera; Buprestidae
Product: probable cytochrome P450 12a5, mitochondrial
Exons: 9
Coding region: 132-1766 (544 amino acids)
Molecular function (GO): oxidoreductase activity, acting on paired donors, with incorporation or reduction of molecular oxygen; iron ion binding; heme binding
Source: RefSeq, a predicted model, not a curated record
UCGUACUACAUCAUUCUCACAGUAUCGAAAGGAAAUAGUUACCGAUCUGAGCGGCUCUGAUAUAUCUGUUUAAGUGUCCGAGUGCCUUAAAAAGGUAUGACGUCAGUUUUCGAAUCUUCGUAAUACCACUAAUGAUUACAGCGUUCAUAAUGAAGAUCAGAGGUGUCGUAUAUAACUUUGGUAAGCAAAAAUUAUCGACUUGUCCCGUUAAAGACGAUGUUACAGUAUUUAACAGACAAGUCUACUACCAGAAAUUGGGAUCCCAACAGGAUUUCGAUAGCAAGCCAAACGAUUGGGAUGACGCACUUCCGUUUGAAAAAAUCCCUGGUCCAAAACCUCUUCCCAUAAUAGGAAAUACUUUUAGAUUUUUGCCCUAUAUUGGAGACUUCUAUGGUGUUGACCUGAAGGAAUUACAAAGGCGAUUUUACAAACAAUAUGGUAGAAUUGCCAUACUAAAAGACUUGAAAGUAGCCAAAAACAUAGUCCUACUAUAUUCUCCAGAGGAUAUAGAAAAGUUACAUCGAAACGAAGGCGUUUGGCCUCACAGAGAGGUCCUUAAUUCAUUUACAUACUAUCGCAAUAUACUAAGAAAGGACAUAUUUCAAGGAAUUGGUGGAGUAGCAACUGUGCAAGGAGAAGAUUGGUUCAAUAUUCGUUCCAAAGUUAAUCCAAUACUCAUGCAGCCAAGGAUGGCUCAUCAGUAUAUAGAUAAAAUGGAUGAAGUUGCUGAAGAUUUAGUAAAACGAAUGAGACAGUUAGCUAACCGAAAUAAAAACAGAGAAAUGCCUCCGGACUUUAUAAAAGAAUUAAACAAAUGGGCUUUAGAAGCAGCUGGACUAAUUGCUCUAGAUAGGAGAUUAGGUUGUUUAGAUGAUUUAGUCCCCGAUUCAGAAACACAAAAGUUGGUAGAUUACGUCAUCGAAAUGUUUUGGCUGAUUUAUCAAUUCGACGUGUUGCCAUCCCUUUGGAAAUAUAUUAGCACUCCCUUAUGGAAAAGAUACAUAACGGUGUUGGAUUACAUAACACUAACGUUUGUAAAGUAUAUAGACGAAACGGCCAAAAACAUUGGUGACAAAUUGCAAAAUAAAGCGGAAUAUGAAAUGAGCAUUUUGGAGAGACUUUUGAAAUUAGACCCACGUAUUGCAAAAGCUACUGCUAUUGAUACACUAACCGCUGGCAUAGACACGACUGGCAAAACUACCGGAGCAGCCUUAUACUUUUUAGCACGGAAUCCAAAAGUACAGACCAAAUUAAGGGAAGAACUCUGCAGAGUGCUCCCAACCAAAGAGACACCAGUUACUAAGGAAAUACUUGCAGAAACACCUUAUCUUAAAGCAGUUAUUAAAGAAACUACUAGAUUCUGUCCAAUUGCCAUAGUAAAUAUAAGAAAAACAUUGAAGGAUCUUGUUCUUGGAGGAUAUCAGAUUCCAAAAGGGACCAUUGUUCACACGGCAAAUGGUGUAUUGUCUUUAGAGGAAGAACAUUUCGUGAAAUCAAAAGAAUUUAUACCUGAAAGGUGGAUAAGAAAUGGAGAAAAGGAAAUUUCAUGCAAAAAUACUCAUCCGUUUGUAUUUCUACCGUUUGGAUAUGGACCUAGGGCUUGUUUGGGUAAAAGAUUAGCUAAUAUGGAAAUGGAAAUCGUACUUGCAAGGAUCAUAAGAAAUUUGUUUCUUGAAUGGCCUCAUGCUGAUAUGAAAUUUACGACAACCCUAGUGCAUGGUGUUGGAGAUCCUUUAAAGCUGCGAGUGACGGAAGUAGAUAAAUAGUUCUUUAUAUUACCAUAAAAUAAAAUAUUUCAGUUGAA